Molecule: messenger RNA, 4748 nt
Organism: Cololabis saira (Pacific saury)
Lineage: Eukaryota; Metazoa; Chordata; Actinopteri; Beloniformes; Belonidae
Gene: ano5b
Product: anoctamin 5b
Exons: 20
Coding region: 220-2943 (907 amino acids)
Biological process (GO): chloride transmembrane transport
Cellular component (GO): plasma membrane
Molecular function (GO): chloride channel activity; protein dimerization activity
Source: RefSeq, a predicted model, not a curated record
CCUCGAGUCUCGCCUGGGAACCAGCAGCAGCAGCAGGAGAAAGACACUUUCUCAUUGACAGUCGGUUGUAAUGUGAAUACAAGUCACAGAUCUGGAUGUGAUCGGCCUCAGACUCGCUGAUUUGAGUGUGUGAUCGGCCGAUGCUCGGCUGCUGGAUCCUCCCCAGCUCAUCCUCGCUGCCGUCUCUUCCCUGAGCAGCUCAACCUCCAUGACAACACGAUGAGACGAAUAACGGGAAAGACGGAGGAGGAAACUUUGAUCGAGCUGCAGAGCGCCUCAGACUCACAGAUGGGAGAUGAAAGCAGUGGAAAUGGUGUUGGUUCAAUGUCUGCUGACAGAUCUUCGCUGCCUGGACACACAGAAACAGACAAGCUCCAACCAAACAGAGACACCGUGUUCUUCAGGGACGGACUGCGCAGGAUAGACUUUGUAUUGUCUUACGUAGAUGAUAAUAAAGAUGAAAGGAAACAAGAAAGGAGGAGGGAGUUCGAGGCCAACCUUCAGAAAGCUGGUCUGGAGCUGGAGACUGAGGACAAAUCAGACUCCAAAGAUCAGAAGACAUAUUUCUUGAAGAUCCACGCUCCGUGGGAUGUCCUGGCCACUUACGCUGAUGUCUUGAAGAUUAAAGUUCCCUUCAAGGAGAGCGACAUUCCUCAUGGCCAGGAAGUCCCGCUGGAGUGGCUCUCACACCCGUUUCGCCUGCCGGAGCACAUCAUGCAUCCACAACCUGAUUACUUCACCUACCACUUCGACAAGUCCAAGACAGACUUUUUCCUCAUCAAUGAUAAAGAUACAUUCUUCCCACCAUCCACGAGAAACAGAAUCGUGUUUUAUAUCCUUGCUCGCUGUCCGUAUUACAACGAAGGGCGGAAAGAACGAGAGAAGACGGGAAUAAAGCGGUUACUCAGCAACGGGACCUACACAGCGGCCUUCCCACUUCAUGAUUGUCGAUACUGGAAAAGGGCGAGAAAUGCCGAGUGUGAAAGCGAGCGCUACAACCUGUACAAGCACUGGGCCAGGUUCCUCUGCUUUUACAAAGAGCAGCCUCUGAACCUCAUCAGGAAGUAUUAUGGGGAAAAGAUCGGGAUCUACUUCGCCUGGCUGGGCUUUUACACAGAGAUGCUGUUCUUUGCGGCUGUCAUGGGUCUUAUAUGUUUCAUCUACGGGGUUCUCAGUUACGACGACAACAUAUCAAGCAAAGAAAUAUGCGAUGCUGAGAUUGGGGGCAGUAUUGUCAUGUGUCCUCUGUGCGAUAAAAAGUGCCUUUUCUGGAAGCUCAACUCCACUUGCCUCUCUUCCUGGCAAUCCCAUCUGUUUGACAAUGAGGGGACCGUAUUCUUCGCCAUAUUUAUGGGGAUUUGGGUAACUCUGUUCCUGGAGUUCUGGAAGCGGCGCCAGGCCCGGCUGGAGUACGAGUGGGACCUGGUGGACUUCGAAGAGGAGCAGCAGCAGCUUCAAAUCCGCCCGGAGUUUGAGAUCAGAUGCACCAACAGGAGACUCAACAAGAUUACACAGGAAAUGGAGCCAUAUCUUCCCCUCACCAGCAAGUGUGCUCGCUUCUCCCUCUCCGUAGCCACUGUUCUCUUUUGGAUUUCCCUGAUCCUGGCCUGUAUUACCGGGGUCAUAGUGUACAGGCUGGCCGUGUAUGCAGCCUUUGCUAGUAUCAUUAAAGACCCGUUGAGGAAGAUCCAGCUAGUGGGCAGAUUCAUCACCCCGCAGCUCGCAACUUCAGUCACUGCUUCCUGCAUCAACUUUGUCAUCAUCAUGAUCCUAAACUUUUUUUAUGAGAGGGUGGCCGUCUGGAUCACUGAUAUGGAGAUCCCCAAAACCCACCUGGAGUAUGAGAACAGGCUGACCAUGAAGAUGUUUCUGUUCCAGUUCGUCAACUACUACUCCUCCUGCUUCUAUGUGGCCUUCUUCAAAGGGAAGUUUGUGGGUUAUCCUGGUGAAUAUAAAUACAUGUUUGGCAAAUGGAGCAAACUGAGGAAUGAGGAGUGUGAUCCUGGAGGAUGUCUGAUAGAGCUGACCACACAGCUGGUGAUCGUCAUGGCUGGGAAGCAGUUGUGGGGGAACAUUCAGGAGGCUCUGCUGCCGUUAAUGCGUAACUGGUGGAGUAGCAGAAAAGGACGGCACAAUCCUGAGAACCAUUACAGCCGCUGGGAGCAGGAUUGCGUUUUGCUGAACUUCAGCCAGCUGGGCUUGUUCUACGAGUACCUGGAGAUGGUGAUCCAGUUCGGUUUCAUCACUCUGUUUGUGGCCUCCUUCCCUUUGGCCCCACUCCUCGCUCUGUUCAACAACAUUGUUGAAAUCAGGGUGGACGCUUGGAAGAUGACCACCCAGUUCAGGCGGCCGGUGGCAUCCAAGGCCCGAAAUAUCGGCGCUUGGCAGGAGAUCCUCAACGGAGUGGCUAUUUUAUCCGUUGUCACCAAUGCUUUCAUCAUGGCGUUCACCUCAGACAUGAUCCCCCGCAUGGUGUACCUGUACGCCUACGGUAAAGACGCCAGCAUGACCGGCUACGUCAACAACAGCCUGUCAGUAUACAACAUUUCACAAAUACAUCAGGACAACAUGCCGGAAGACAGCUGGUAUUACAACACCACGGAAACCUGCAGAUACCGGGACUAUCGUUACCCUCCCGGUCACCAGAGGGAGUACACUCACACCAUGCAGUUCUGGCACAUCCUAGCAGCCAAAAUGGCCUUCAUUAUCAUCAUGGAACAUGUGGUCUUUGUGGUGAAGUUCUUUGUGGCGUGGAUGAUCCCAGAUGUCCCAUCGGAAGUCCACGCCCGGAUUAAACGGGAGCGUUAUCUGAUUCAAGAGUACCUGCAUAACUACGAGGUGGACAGACUUAAACUCCAGCUGAGCAACAGUUUAAUCACAGAGCCAGUGUCAGAAAUGUCUCUGACAUUAGACAAGCAUGAAGUUCUGUCUGAGUGCCUGUAGACACGCCGCCCACACCUCUAACUAACCAAACCAAGAGAAGACAAAUCUGGGCGUUUUCAUGCACUUUUCAUCCGUGAGAUAAAAAGAAAGACAUUCCUUUAAUUUUGAACAGAUGUUGACACUUGCCAAGAGUGCUCCUACUUUAGGAUCUAUAUAGAUGCAUCAGAACAAAAUGAAAUCGUUCUGCUCAAAAUCAACAUUUUGCUAAAGUGAUGUUUUUCUGCGCCAUGAAUAUGCUGGAAGAUGUGAUGGAAAGCCAAAAUGAAGUGCAGCUGUCGUUUCCACUCUUACAUCAUAUAUACAUUCAAAUUCUUUCAAAAUGAAAGAAUAACCUCUGUAUGCUGAUGGAGCUGAAGUAUGUGAUGCUGAACACUGUGAAUUGUGGGGUGUAUAGAGUCCAUUGUGAUGUCUUGUAAUUAAUUUGAUUAGAAAUAAGGUAACGUGGUAUAUAGAAGGUACAUGUCAGCGAUAAAGUUGAAAUGCUCAGACAAAUGUUUAAAUGAGAGUCAAAACUUAUAGUAACAGGUGAUCCUCAUUCUUUGGACAGCUUAGCAAUGUUUCCAUUGAAAAUGGUAGCUACACAAUGUCCACAAAAACACAAUGUGUUAUUUUUUUUACAGUAUUAUGUUUAGGGAAAAGCCCUCUGUAAAAUAAAUAAAGUACCCCCUCUGCACUGCAGUGAAAAUGUAACAAUCAAAUGUAUGGACUUUUUCAUUCAUUCCACCUUAUGUUCAUCAUUUGCACGUGUGUCUCCAACAUGUCACCAACUCGCUGCAUGAACAAUUUUGUAAUUCUCACAAAAAGACAAGAAUACGUCCGAAAAAUAUUGGCGGAUCACGACAGAGCUAGUAUUGAUCAUGGUGAGCUUUACUCCUCUGAGUAUCCAAUAGUUGGUAGUCAGAUUAUUCAUGUCUGUGUAUCCUUCGUCAUUUCAGAGGUAAAAAGAAAGGAGUACUCCUUGUAGCUCAGAGUACGUGCUACAAGCAAUACUCAGAAAUAAAGAAAGAUUUUGUAAUUCAUCAUGCUGGUUUCAAAGCGUUGUAGAUAUAAAGUUCAUUUUAUUUAUGUGUUGUUGUGCCAUUAAUUUAUUGAUCUGCUUAAGUUUUAUAACCUGAAGAGUUUAGUAGCUCCAUUACUCUCAUUUUAUCAUCUUAUUUGUCUUUCUGAUUUCUUAAGUCGUUCUUCUGUAAAUGGUCAUCAAGUAGAUAUAAUUCAACAGUGCUUCAAAUAGUUUUAAUUAAAACUAUUUGUAUUAACAAGGGACCAAAAAAGUUUUUUUUUUAAAUGCUAAAGAUCUUAUCGUAGCAGGAAAAUGAGUAGUUGUUUUUCUUUGCUUUAUAUGGAUAAUUGAUCAAGAUAAAGUGCAAUUAAUUCUCUUUUUUCUUAAUAUUUCGAGUCAUGCUAUAUUCAAAUCACUGUUUAAUUUACUAUGUAUAUGGUCAUUAGUCUGUUUAUUAACAGGAUACUUUGACAGUCAAAAUCCAAAUUAGACUUCUAAUCUCAGGAUGAAACAUCUUCUGUUUUUUGAGCAUCAAAUGUUUCUUGUACAUGUAAAACCAGUUCAAACGAGAUCCCAAAAGGUGCAUGAUGACUUCCACAAACCAAUGCCUUAAACGUCAGUGUUUACUUGUUUUUCUAUUCUUUUGUAAUAACAAAUUUCCUAUCUGAAAUCCAAGCCUGUUUCAUAUCAUAUGCUGCUGCUGGUUGUCAUUUGCAAUGUUUUGUUUGUUUGUGCAUGAAUGUAGGUAUUUUGUUGCAUUGUGAGUUGACAGCAUCUUAUUGAACAGUAAACAAAAACUUUAAAA